AUGGAAUCCGUCAAAGAAUGUGCGGCUUGUUUGAGUAACUCAAAGGAUGUUCCUGUCCUGCUCUGUUCACGCUGUGCUGCAAAUUAUCAUCUCUUGUGCAUGAACAUUAGUUCGAAAGAUUACAAAAAGAUGUCGCAGGAAGACAAAUCAAACUGGAUUUGCGUACAGUGCCGCUGCAAGGAACGUAAAGGCGACAACACAAACACUCCAGUUCGUAGUAACCCGCCGCCGUCACCGAAGCCUGAUUACGUUACAAAGCGCGGCAAGACACGCACUACCGGUACAAACUGUUCUUGUCUGUCGGCUAGUAGCAUUCGAGACAUCAUCCGCGAAGAGUUGCAACAGUUAUUCAACCACCAGAUUCACCCGCACCUUUUAGAGGUCCAAAACGCAGUGUCCUCCCUCGAAGCAUCUAUGGCUCAUUUUAACGAGGAACUUGAAAAAAAUCAAGGCUAA
Parnassius apollo (apollo) is the source of this 456-nucleotide messenger RNA. The record is from the annotation of a GenBank genome assembly. NCBI's taxonomy places the organism in Eukaryota, Metazoa, Arthropoda, Insecta, Lepidoptera, Papilionidae.